GAUUUACUUACUAGGUAUAAUGAUUUUGAGAAGCUCUGGAGGCUGCUUGUCAAACAUUUAUUUUCUUCAUAGAUUUGAAGUUUGUCUGCCUUAUGCACAUCAAGUACUGGCUAGGAGACAUCAUUUUGAUUUUCAUUCUCCUGAUGUCUGUGUAACUUGAUCUUCCUAUCUUAUCUCUCAGCGAAUAUGCAGUAACAUUUCUAUGCUGUGAGGAUAUUAUCUUAUCCAGUUUGAAUGAUUUUUGACAUAAUUGUAUACAAUAUGUCUUCUACUAAUUCCUCAAUUUAAUUCCUGUCAUGUUGUUCGACUUCAAUGAGGAUAUCAUCUCAACAAAACGUUACUCUUCUAUCAAAGGAUAUAUUAUCUGGUGCCAGUUUCUGCGUCUUCUACUAAUUCCUCAAUUUAAUUCCUGUCAUGAUGUUCGACUUCAAUGAGGAUAUCUUCUCAACAAAACGUUACUCUUCUAUCAAAGGAUGUAUUAUCUGGCUCAAAAUUUUUGUUCCUAUAACAUUACUUGCAUGGGCUAUCCUUGUACCAGUUAACUGGACAAAUAGCACUUUAGAGCUAGCCAAAGUAACUUACAGCAACAUUGACAAGCUUUCGAUAUCAAACAUUCCUAUUGGAUCGAAUAGAUUUUGGGCUCAUAUAGUAAUGGCCUAUGUGUUCACUUUUUGGACAUGCUAUGUGUUACGAAAAGAGUACCAAACAGUUGCAUCAAUGCGUAUGCAAUUUCUUGCAUCAGAAAGACGGCGUCCUGAUCAAUUUACGGUACUUGUUACGAAUGUACCUCCAGACCCUGAUGAAUCGGUUAGCGAGCUUGUGGAGCACUUUUUCCUUGUCAACCAUCCAGAUCACUAUCUCACCCUUCAGGUCAUAUACAAUGCAAACAAACUUGCAGAAUUGGUGAUGGAGAAGAAGAAUAAGCAGAAUUGGCUUGACUAUUAUCAACUAAAAUAUUAUAGAAAUAAAUCAACACGGCCUGUCAUGAAGACUGGUUUCCUUGGCCUCUGUGGGAAAAAGGUGGAUGCAAUUGAUUUUCAGAUAUCUGAAAUCGAGAGAUUAUCAAAAGAAAUAACUGCAGAGCGAGAGCGGAUUACAAAAGAUUCAAGCUCUGUGAUGCCGGCAGCAUUUGUGUCUUUCACAACUCGGUGGGGAGCUGCUGUGUGUGCACAAACCCAACAAUCCAAAGAUCCAACUAAAUGGUUGACAGAGUGGGCUCCAGAGCCACGUGAUAUAUAUUGGCAAAACCUGGCGAUUCCUUAUGUUUCACUGACAAUUAGGAGGCUUAUAAUUGCUGUUGCCUUCUUUUUCCUCACAUUUUUCUUCAUGAUUCCAAUUGCAUUUGUACAAUCCCUUGCAAACAUCGCGGGUAUUGAGAAAGUGUUACCAUUUCUGAAGUUCAUCAUUGAAAUACAUUUCAUCAAGUCGUUCAUCCAAGGCUUUCUGCCUGGGAUUGCCUUGAAGCUUUUCCUCAUCUUUCUGCCUACAGUACUGAUGCUUAUGUCUAAAUUUGAAGGCUUUAUAAGCGUAUCAACCCUAGAGCGGAGAUCUGCAUCUAGAUAUUAUAUCUUCACCUUUGUGAAUGUAUUCCUUGGGAGCAUAAUCACAGGAACUGCAUUUGAGCAAUUAAAUUCUUUUAUUCAUCAGUCGGCAAACGAGAUCCCUAAAACCAUUGGUGUAGCAAUUCCGAUGAAAGCAACUUUCUUCAUAACCUAUAUAAUGGUUGAUGGAUGGGCCGGCAUUGCAGGGGAGAUUUUAAGGUUGAAACCGCUGAUUUUCUAUCACUUGAAGAAUUUCUUCUUGGUGAAGACUGAGAAGGAUAGGGAGGAAGCAAUGGAUCCAGGAAGUCUGGGUUUCAACACUGGCGAACCUCAAAUACAGCUCUAUUUUCUGCUAGGACUCGUUUAUGCUGCGGUGACACCACUUUUACUUCCUUUCAUAUUGAUUUUCUUCAGCUUAGCAUAUGUUGUAUUCCGCCAUCAGAUCAUAAAUGUAUACAACCAACAGUAUGAAAGUGCUGCAGCAUUUUGGCCCGAUGUCCAUGGACGUGUAAUAGCUGCAUUGGUUAUCUCCCAGCUUCUUCUAAUGGGAUUGUUGAGUACAAAAGAAGCUGCUCAGUCAACACCAUUUCUCAUUGCUCUUCCGGUACUGACCAUAUGGUUUUAUAGGUUCUGCAAAGGCCGUUAUGAACCUGCAUUUAUCAGAUACCCAUUACAGGAAGCGAUGAUGAAAGAUACUCUGGAACGUGCCACAGAACCAAACCUCAAUCUAAAAGACUACCUUCGAAAUGCUUAUAUCCAUCCUGUUUUUAAAGGAGAAGACGAUGAAGAUGAUGAAGACGAAGAAGUUAGUGAAAAGUGGGAACAGGAGAGUGUGCUAGUCCCCACAAAGCGCCAGUCCCGCAAGAACACACCACAGCCUAGCAAAAUCAGCAGCAACUCCUCACCAUCUUUGCCUGAUGUUGUUGAACAUCCACAGCCUUAAAUCAUGGAUAUGAGACUCUACCUCUUUGAGUACUUGUAUUGUUGAAAGAGUGAAAGGAGGGUAGAACUGUAAAUUAAAGUAAAUUGCUUAAUUUGUUGUAGAGGAGAUAAUAAUUGACACUUGAAUGUUUUGUACACUCACAAAGAUUAAUUAUACACAAUUUUCUUGAUCUA
Messenger RNA from Camellia sinensis, 2657 nucleotides. NCBI's taxonomy places the organism in Eukaryota, Viridiplantae, Streptophyta, Magnoliopsida, Ericales, Theaceae. The record is from RefSeq and is a predicted model, not a curated record.